Messenger RNA from Durusdinium trenchii, 2439 nucleotides. NCBI's taxonomy places the organism in Eukaryota, Dinophyceae, Suessiales, Symbiodiniaceae. The record is from the annotation of a GenBank genome assembly.
AUGGUGCGUAGGUGUUCUGAGAUGUGGGCGGCAACCCGGCAUCAAGUGCUCAAAGGUUACAAGACUGAGUAUCUCAGGAAGUCUUUGGCAUUCAGUUUGCUGGCAGCUUACCAUACAUAUGUUUUCUUCGCUGCGGCCUUAAGUAUAUUGACUUUGAGUGGCAAUUUGAUUCUGGCUUGGUUCAUCAGUUGGUUCCAAGAAGUUCGGAACAGCAACGCGGGCACCAAUGCUCGGGAGGUGUCUCUGGGAUUUUAUUUGGCAGUCCUGACACGUUCGUGGCUCGUGAUUCAGCUCUCGGCAGAGCUCGUGCGCUGUUCCCUGUGGCUAGUGGAGGAUGCGUGGCAGCUACAGACCUUUCGAACCUACCGACAAGUGCUGACAGGCUACGCCCCCGGCCUGAUGCUUGACUCAGACCAGGCAAUAACAGCUGCACAACAUAUGGCCUCCCGCGACUGGCUGCAUAGUGGCUCCAAACGCUGGUGGCUGGACCUGGCAGUGCAAGUGCUGCUCUAUGGCACGUUGGAUGUGAUCCCGUUGGUUCUUUGCAUCGCGCCACUCACCAAGCUAGAUUUGAGCACUGCAUUAAGCACCCUCUUUGCCUCAGCUUGCUCCAUUGCUGUCUUCCACUGCAUUUUGCUGUAUGGAGCAUGGAUUGUGAGCGAUAUAGUGGCCAAAUUCUAUUCCUGGAAAUCGAUCCGCAGACCCGCAGAUGUGCCUCAUGAGGUUCAAGUAGAUGAAGUGGAUGUAGAGCAGACUGCUGACGCAGACGCCCCGGGCGAAGCUGCAGACGCCGCGGACGCGGACGAAGAUGAGCACACCGAGGAGGAUCCCAUGAAGCCCGCGCAUGUGUGCGCCCUGCUGGGUGGAGCUCUACACCUGGGCUGGGUGACGGUUUUGAAGCUCGUCGUCUUUGUUGGAUUGCUGGUCCUGGCGGUGCAACGCGAUGUGCUUUCAGAGAAUCCCUUCUGGUUGCUUGCAGCUUUGUUUGUGGGUGUUGCGUUUUGGCAGCGCACCCUCGCAACAGGCUGGUACUUCUUGGCAAAAUGCUUGUUGCUGAGAUGCCGAUGCUGCAGGUGUAUUUGGGAAGCCCCAAUACAUGGAGGACCUGAUCAACUUCAAGCCUUGCGCCAUUUUGCAACUGAUUUGCAGCGCUGGGGUGAGAAGAAUGCUGGUAUGGCGUGGCCCAUCUUGGCACAGCGCUAUGACCUGGUCAUUUUUGUCCUCCUUCUUCAGAUUGCACUCUUCGGCAAUUUCAGAUGGUCUGGAGGAGCGUUGUUCCUCCUCCUUUUAGUCGUUGUCUUGCUACUCCGCCGAAGCACCUUGGUCGGCCUGGAUCGAUGGCGCAGCUUCUUCAGCCUUCUGGAAACCUUGGGUUUUCUUCUCUUUGCCGCCGUGCUGAAUGCCGCCUAUUCACCUGCAGCGGGCUUGGGAGUGCUGGUGAUGGCCAUCGUGCUGCAGUGCUUCAUGGCCCGCACAGAGCUACGGGCCUAUCGAACCAUGCGAGCAGUGACCCUGGGGCUUCAUUGCAGCCUAGUGGUCAUCGUAGCAAUUUGCAUGUGGUCCAUGGAGGGCGGCUCUCAUUGGAGUGGCCAUCGAAAAGCACCUGCUGAAAAUGCCAUCGGUGGCAGCGUGGAAGAAUACCCUUUUUGCCAUCUCAAGUGGCCUUUGGGAAAGGAAGGAAAGCAGGAGAUGUCCCUGAUCGAUUUUGCCGACAUGUGCGCGUUGACUAACCUGCCAAGCUCAGAUUUCAACUCUUCAUUGGAGUCACGAUUUCCUGGUUGGAGCUUGUUGUACGAGCGGCGUGGAGGGGAGAGCCACAGCUAUGGCUACAAUGACUGGACCACCUUCUUUGAACUGGCGGAUCCCAGCAACGAAACCACCAUUUUCGCGGUCCGUGGCACGCAAAGCCCACUGGAUGUCAUGCAAGACUUGAACAUCUUCACACCCGUGGCAGUCACUCAAAUUGCAGCUUAUUUCGGUCCGGACUUGACCUCGUCCGUGACGAAGACCGUCUUCGCGCUGUUUUCUGGCUUGCCCACCAUUGACAAGGAUUUCUUCCAAGUCUUGCUGGAGCAUGUGAAGAAUCGAGUCAAGGGUUCUCCAGACAGACGGUUUUACCUUACAGGCCACUCUCUGGGGGGUGGCCUGGCCAAGCUGGUGGCUUUGGAAGUGGGGCAGAAGUCAGUGACCUUUGCAGCACCAGGUUUGCGUUACACCUCCCAAAUGCUUUUAUCGGAUACGGCCUUUAGCAAGGACCAGCUCUUAGCUUCAGGUGAUCGCUUGGGAACGGUGGUGGUGCCAGAGCACGACCUGGUCUCUCGUGUAGAUCAACAACUGGGAGCUCAACUUGGCAUUGCCUGCGACAAAAACCUGUUUGGCUGCCACAGCCUGCAGCACAUCAUUUUCGAGCUUCAUCAGGGAUGCAAAAGCUUUGCAUGA